AUCUAAAUUUCAAAACCCCUUUUUUUAUUCACACUUUUAUCGCCCCACUAAAACAACCAACCGCCGCAACCCUCACUCAGGCGAUCAAAAUUAUGGCGAAAUCAAAAAAGAGAAAUAAAUUAUCAUCAUCAUCACAAGCUAUCGAUUCAAAACAACGGUCAAAGAAACACAAAGCCUCUUCUUCUUCAUCUGCUACAGCCAUUGUCGAAGACGCGCGAUUCAUCGGUGAACCGGUUCCGGCUGAUCAAGCCAGAGAGAAGUGGCCACAUCGUUAUCAAUCUACGAAUACAGUGAAGGUUACUGCGUCAUCUAACGGUGAGUUGGAGGUUGUUCAAGCUAGGUGCCAUUAUACGAAAGCUAGUGUCGAUGGCAUUACCUUUGAUCUGUAUGAUGACGUUUAUGUCAAGGCUGAAAAAGAGCCUGAUUUCAUUGCUAGGAUUGCGGAGAUGUUUGAAACUGUUGACAAGGAGUUGUAUUUUUCAGCUCAGUGGUUUUUUAGAGCUGAGGAUACGGUAAUUAAAACUGAGGCUCACCUCAUUGACCACAGAAGAGUGUUUUAUUCAGAAAUGAAAGAUGAUAACCCACUAGAUAGCAUUGUCUCAAAAGUCAAAAUUGUUCAUCUUCGUCCAAAUGCUGACAUGGUGGAGAAAGAGAAGGCACUUACCUCAUUCGAUUUUUACUAUGAUAUGCAAUAUUCCGAGCCUGUUACAUUUACAACCUUACACCCAGUUGCAGAAAGUAUUGCCGUUGAGAGUGAUGGGUCAUCUAUAGUUUCAGAUGAAGUCAUCUCAGAUGGUGUGGAGAAAUCCAAUAAAGUUGCAAAAUCUACUAACAGUCAUAAAAAUGAAAAGUCUGAGAUGACAUUAUUGGACUUGUAUUCUGGUUGUGGUGCAAUGUCAACUGGGCUUUGUUAUGGCACAACUAUGUAUGGUGUGAAACUGGUUACGAAAUGGGCUGUUGACAUCAAUAGUCAUGCAUGUGAAAGUCUAAAGCUCAACCACACUGAAACUGAGGUGAGAAAUGAAUCCGCGGAUGACUUUUUGUCAAUGAUUAAAGAAUGGAAAAAUCUGUGUACUCAGUAUGGUUUGCUGGGUACUCCACGUGGUGAAGACACAACUUUAAAAUCCGAAGAAUGUAAUUUUGAGGAGGAUGACGACAACCACAAUUCGUCUAGCGGUGAAUAUGAAGUACAGAAGUUGGUAGCUGUUUCUUAUCGUCAACCUAGCAAAGGCAAGAAAUCAAAAUUGCAUUUCAAGGUGCGAUGGAAGGGAUAUGGUCCCAGCGAAGACACAUGGGAGCCCUAUGAUGGUUUGAGCAAUUGCAUGGAGUCUAUAAAGGAUUUUGUAAGCAAGGGAUACCACUCAAGGAUACUGCCUCUUCCUGGUGACGUUGACUUCAUUUGUGGAGGUCCUCCAUGCCAAGGAAUCAGUGGUCAUAAUCGCUUCAGAAACCCUACUGAUCCGUUAAAUGAUCCAAAGAAUCACCAGCUUGUGGUCUACAUGGAUAUCAUUGACUUUUUAAAGCCAAAGUUUGUUUUAAUGGAGAAUGUAUGUGAUAUCGUCAAAUUCGCAGAUGGUAUCUUAGGGUAUCAUGCAGUAGGCCGGCUUGUGUCUAUGAAUUACCAGACACGCUUGGGGAUAAUGGCAGCAGGAUCAUAUGGUGUUCCUCAGUGCCGAUUUAGAGUUUUCCUUUGGGGUGCUAACACAAUGAUGAGUUUGCCCCUAUUCCCUUUGCCAACCCAUAAAGUUAUUGGGAAAGGCGUUGUUCCCGUCGAAUUUAAGGAUUGUGUUCUUCGAUGUGAUGACAAGUCAUACAAGAGUGUAUUGCUCGGAGAUGCUAUUUCUGAUCUUCCUGAGGUUACGAAUUACAACGGGAAAGAUGAAACAGAGUAUGUGGGUGCCCCACGUACAAGUUUCCAGAAAUAUAUUAGACUAAGGAAGGCAGUGUCAUCGAAGAAAAAUAUACUUUAUGAUCAUAGGCCGCUCAAACUUAAUGAUGAUGAUUACGCUCGGGUCUGCCAAAUCCCGAAGACAAAGGGAGCAAACUUUAGGAAUCUACCAGGGGUGAAAGUAGGCAAGAAAAACAAAGUAGAAUGGGACCCUUCGGUUGAAAGAGUCAUGCUACCUUCAGGAAAACCUCUGGUUCCAAACUAUGCAAUGACGUUUGUUCGGGGAACUUCCAAAAAACCGUUUGGCCGCUUGGGCAUGGAUGAUAUUAUCAAAACUGUAGUGGGUAGAGCAGAACCACACAACCAGGUGCUGCUCCAUCCUAACCAGGAUAGAGUGCUUACCGUUCGUGAAAAUGCACGUUUACAAGGAUUCCCUGAUCAUUAUCGACUGUGUGGACCUAUUAAGGAGAGGUACAUUCAAAUUGGCAAUGCAGUUUCAUUUUCUGUAUCAACUUCAUUGGGUUUUGCAUUAGCCCAGGCAAUUCUAGGUGUUUGCAACAGUAAACCGUUGAAACUCCCAGUAAAGUUUCCUGAUUGUCUUGCGCGACUAUCUUCAGUGAAACAAAAUCUGGAAGAUCAGGAAUGAUGAUGAAAUUAUGCAAGUCCUCCUAAAAGGCAAUUCUGAGUAUUUCAUGAGUGGAUAAUUGAGAUUUGCUUGUCUUUGUUGUUGAUGCCCUAUUAGUUUAAUUUAACAAUGGUUCUUCUUCCGUCAUUUAAUUGGUCUAAUUUAGCCAAAACAAAGUGAAGCAUUAGGUAUCAUGUACUGUCGGAUAACGUUAGAUUCUUCAAGUGACAUGGUGGGACAUAUUUAUGAAUAUUCAAAUUUUUAAUGUAUAAAUAUUUACAUAAUUUUGUA
Erigeron canadensis is the source of this 2804-nucleotide messenger RNA. RefSeq names its product DNA (cytosine-5)-methyltransferase 1-like. The record is from RefSeq and is a predicted model, not a curated record. Gene Ontology annotation, molecular function: chromatin binding; methyltransferase activity. NCBI's taxonomy places the organism in Eukaryota, Viridiplantae, Streptophyta, Magnoliopsida, Asterales, Asteraceae. Gene Ontology annotation, cellular component: nucleus. The coding region runs from base 93 to 2534 and encodes 813 amino acids. The transcript is spliced from 21 exons.